This is a messenger RNA of Betta splendens (Siamese fighting fish), 2588 nucleotides long. Its product is annotated as GTPase IMAP family member 8-like. NCBI's taxonomy places the organism in Eukaryota, Metazoa, Chordata, Actinopteri, Anabantiformes, Osphronemidae. Gene Ontology annotation, molecular function: GTP binding. The record is from RefSeq and is a predicted model, not a curated record. The transcript is spliced from 4 exons. The coding region runs from base 1 to 1611 and encodes 536 amino acids.
AUGUACACUGACGGAAAGCAUAAAAAUGCAAUUGUCCUCUAUUUAAAAACCUCUCAGUACUUUAUAGACUACUACCACAGCAAAUAUCUGACAGCCCAGGACAGAGCCAGCCCUCCUUACCAGCUUGUUCAGUCUUUUCCUGCCUGCUCCCCAGCAGAACACAGCGUAGUGGAUAUGUCAGUGCAGAGACAUGUCCAGAGCAGGGACCUGCACACUCUGAAGGACCCCAGUCUCCUCAGAAGUUUUUCUGACAUUCAGUCAUGGUUGAACCGCUCACCUUUGUGUGAUGGAAACACAGGAGUUGGUAAAAGUGCUUCAGGAAACACCAUUUUAGGACAAGCAGGAUUUGAAUCAAGACGCUCUUUCAAAUCAGUGACAACAAAGAUCUCUGAAGAAACAGAAUCUGUUUUUGGGAAACAGAUCUCCGUAAUUGACACUCCAGGAAUAUUAUGUAUUGGGGCUUAUUCUGACAUUCAAGCCUGCUGUGAGGAGCUCCUGCGCUCCUCCAGACCCUGUGUGUUCCUGGUGGUGGUUAAAAUAGAUCGAUUCACUGAGGAGCAACAUAGAGCUGUUGAGGCAGCACUCAGAGUUAUUGGGGAACGUGGGUUGGACAGAACCUACCUGCUCUUCACUUGUGGAGACACUUUGGAAAGAACAACACUGGACGAGUUCAUCCAUGAAGAUGAAGAAGGUCCACUUCCACAACUCGGUUCGAGGUUUAAGGAAAGAUAUCUCAUGUUCAACAAUAGGCAUGGAGGACAGCAACAAGUCAGAGAGCUGCUGGAGAAGACAGCUGCUCUUCCCAGACCCCUGGUUUCCCUGGACGACAGGAGGAUUGUGCUGUUUGGUGUUUCUGGAGCUGGGAAGAGUGCAUCUGGGAACAGAAUCGUGGGAUCAGACCUGUUUCGUUCAGGCUGUGACUUUGAUCCAGUUAGUUCAGAUUGUGACUCUCACUCAGCUGUUACGUGGGGUCGGCAGGUCACAGUGAUAGACACACCAGGCUUCGGAGACCCAAAACUCAGCCCUCAACAAAUUACUCUUAAGAUCCUAAAUGCAAUAAAAGAGUCCAGUUUGGGAGUACAUGCCUUUGUUGUUGUGGUACCAAUUGGUAGGUUGUCAGACGAGGAGCUCAUUCUGCUUGAACAAUUUCCGACACUGUUUGGGAAUGAAGCUCCUAAAUACACCAUGGUGCUUUUCACCCAUGGAGAUAAACUGGGCGGUCGGUCCAUUGAUGAGGUGAUCUUAAAGAGUAGAAAUGCUUCCAGUCUGGUUUCCAUGUGUUGUGGGAGAUACUGUGUGUUUGACAACAGUCAGAGAGGAAACAGACAGCAGGUCAGACAGUUCUUGGACAAAAUAGACGAGAUGGUCGCAGCUAAUGGAGGACACCCCUGUCCUGUUGAUGACAUACAACGGACACCUAGGACACGUCACACAGCACAGUUUAAAAUAUUACCUGAAGAGACACCAAGACAAAGUGCUAGAAGAGCCCGAACGUUCUUUGAAUAUAUCAAAGACUUUAUAAUGUGGCUUGUAAAUUUUAUCCAAGAUCGUUUUCCCUGUAGACAGGGAUACAGAACAUUCCCCCAGACAUAUGUCAUAACUGUAUGCUAAUAGUGUUUCUACAGUCUUAAUAGAGUGUUACCACUGUGAAUCCAGUGCUACACAGUGAAGCCUUUGACUCCCCUAGUAGUAGUGCAUUCACGCAUACUAUUUGUAUAUUUGCUUUAAUCUAAAAGGGAAAAGUAUCAUUUAAGUUCACUUUUAAGUACAUAUAUACUAAAAUAUACCGAACCAAAGCAUAAUUAAGUGAUCAAUUAUACUUGAGGUUAAAAGGUGUUUUUCGUCUAUAUUUCUAAUUAUACUUAUAUAUAUAAGUAUAUUUGACAAGUAUACAGAAAAUUCUAAAUAUGUUAGGUCAAUGAGUUAGCUGAAUGUAUAAGGCAAGUCUGUCAAACUUUAGAAGUUUAGAAGUAGAAACAGCUUCUUCCCCACUGCAGUCAGCCUAUUGGACCUACCUGUCGUUAAGCUCCGCGUUUUAGCUGUGUUUAUAUUGAUUUGGCAAUGGUGUAAUGUAUAUUUUAUGUCCACAACAACUUUUCAGUGUUGUCAUUUGAGACCAGGUAGUGAUUAUGUUUCCAGUCUUACUCACUUCAUGUGUAAAAUUACUCUACAUUAAUUUGUGAGUCUUUGCAUACAAGCAUUGAAGAUGUGCUGUACAAAAUUGGCAGUGUGCAGAUAUUUAAUGGUUUCUUCGUUUAACUUAAACCAAGAAAGUCAAUGAAUAAACCCAAUUAACCAUUUUUAAGUACACAGCACUCUUUUCUUUAGUUUGUGAUAUUGUAUUGUGAUAUUCACUGUGAGGUACAGCUCUAAAAAAUGGUUUGUAAGAUCAGAAGCACUUAUUGAGAUUUUCACACAGCUUGGAUAUGGUGGACCUAUACAAAGUUCUGACAUUUUCUUGCACUGGACAAUACACAAAAACCUUGCUUUACUUUUACUUACUGUCACAUUUGUAUUCUGUAUCUGUAUUUUGCUUGUUAAAAUUACAUUGAUUUAAUUUAAUUCCAUUAAUGAACUAUUGAAUUUGU